UCUCAUAUUAUUAAAUAUUAUUGUGUGUGUGUACAGUGUGUUGAAAAUGCAAAUUAAUACCACUGCUAACACAGCACUGUUUCUCCAUACCGGGUUUGCAAUUAUACAUCGUUAUGUAUCGCUUUACACUUAGUUUUACGCGCCGUGUUGUUUAUCACGACCAGUAGGUCUAUAUGGAAACUUUGCAGUAAAUCGGGAACAAAACUAGUUUCACGUCUGAGGGUUGGUAACGAGUUUUUGUUCCUGCAGUACAGCACGUUGUUGUGGAUAUAUGAUGCAGAACUAGCCAUUUGCAACACUGUUAUGUAAUUAAAAGUUGGGUUUUUUUCAGUUCUGUUCUGGUUUUGUAACUUCACAAGUUGUAUAACCUUUCAUUAUGAAACGAGCGGCUGUGUUGCUCUCAAACUCCGCCCAUUCCAGCCAGGACUCGCUGAUUGUUAUGAAAGAGGCGGCUCUCAAACUCCGCCCAUUCCAGCCAGGACUCGCUGAUUGUUAUGAAAGAGGCGGCUCUCAAACUCCGCCCAUUCCAGCCAGGACUCGCUGAUUAUUAUGAAAGAGGCGGCUCUCAAACUCCGCCCAUUCCAGCCAGGACUCGCUGAUUAUUAUGAAAGAGGCGGCUCUCAAACUCCGCCCAUUCCAGCCAGGACUCGCUGAUUGUUAUGAAAGAGGCGGCUCUCAAACUCCGCCCAUUCCACCAGGACUUGCUGCAAGCGGCCCAGAGCAAGAUAGCAGCGGGGAAAUGGGCAGAAUGAAAGCUGCAGUUACGGAAGGUUCGGGGACCUUCGUGUUGUUGACGCUCCUGAGCCGAAGAUGGGGCGGAACUGGCUACCGGCGUCAGAACGUGCAGAGCGGGCUGGUGACCGCGUGGGGUCUACGGCUCGGCUCCUUUCUGUUUUUGAGGAUUAUGAACGAGGGGCUGGAUCGCCGCUUCAAUAAAGUGCGGGACAGUCCCGGCACCUUCUUUAUCUACUGGACCAUGCAAGCGGUGUGGGUGUUUGUGACCCUUCUCCCCACCCUGAUCCUGAACUCGGAGCAGCGGGACCGGCCCCUGGGGGUCCGGGAUUACCUGGGCUGGGGUCUGUGGGCGCUGGGUUUCGCCACGGAGGGCAUCGCCGACCAGCAGAAAUGGAGCUUCAAAAAGGACCCCGAUAACGUGGGCAGGUUUAUCCGGAGCGGGUUGUGGGCGUACAGCCGGCACCCUAACUACCUGGGAGAGAUGCUGCAGUGGACGGGUCUGUACCUCUCUGCCUCCUCCGUGAUGCAGGGAGCCCAGCACCUCAGCGUGGUCUCCCCGCUCUUCCUCUACUUCCUCCUGAAUUACGUCAGUGGGGUCCCCAUUCUAGAGAAACAGGCCCUCAAGAAGUGGGGCAGUGAUCCAGACUAUCAGGAGUACAUGAGGAACACCCCAGUCCUCUGGCCCUUCACCAGAUAGACCCUAAUUCAGUGCUGGACAAGCUUUUCCUACUGCCUGCUUCAAUGCCUAACUGAACGGUAGAAAGCGGCACAUUAUUGUAAAAGCAACAAUACAUGUUUCUAAAAUACCUUUUAAAUUCUGCAUCUUUACCAAAUCUAACAUGCAUAACCAUGCAUUUUCUCCUCACAACUGUAGACUACUGACAUCCAAAUUUGGCACAGCACUCUGGGCUGCCAUGGUGUGAAGGGCGCUGUAUAAAAAUACAUUUGUGUUGUGUGGGUUAUAUGCGCUUGAAGAACUAUAAUCAGACAAACAGCUCCAGAAACCGAACUGUUUAAGGUUAAGCAUCUUUCUUCUCCGAGAGAAAAAAAUGCUCAGGGCUUUUACUUUAUAGGAGUGUAACACAUUCAUGUAUGUGUCAUUUUUGUUACAAAUGUUAAGGUUACUGUCUGCUAAAAUGCAACAAUCCUGCAGAUUAAAACACUUGCGAUGCUCUGCAA
Acipenser ruthenus (sterlet) is the source of this 1914-nucleotide messenger RNA. RefSeq lists its product as uncharacterized. Gene Ontology annotation, biological process: lipid metabolic process. Gene Ontology annotation, cellular component: membrane. The transcript is spliced from 5 exons. NCBI's taxonomy places the organism in Eukaryota, Metazoa, Chordata, Actinopteri, Acipenseriformes, Acipenseridae. Gene Ontology annotation, molecular function: oxidoreductase activity, acting on the CH-CH group of donors. The coding region runs from base 605 to 1432 and encodes 275 amino acids. The record is from RefSeq and is a predicted model, not a curated record.